Messenger RNA from Eurypyga helias (sunbittern), 2265 nucleotides. It is a transcript of the gene PIK3R6, whose product is annotated as phosphoinositide-3-kinase, regulatory subunit 6. NCBI's taxonomy places the organism in Eukaryota, Metazoa, Chordata, Aves, Eurypygiformes, Eurypygidae. Gene Ontology annotation, cellular component: phosphatidylinositol 3-kinase complex, class IB. Gene Ontology annotation, biological process: G protein-coupled receptor signaling pathway; positive regulation of MAP kinase activity. The record is from RefSeq and is a predicted model, not a curated record. The transcript has 19 exons. Gene Ontology annotation, molecular function: 1-phosphatidylinositol-3-kinase regulator activity. The coding region runs from base 1 to 2265 and encodes 754 amino acids.
AUGGAGAGCACAGAGGUGGAGUCAGAUAUCCUGCGCCGCGUCCGCACGCUGCUGCGAGAACUGGAUGGGCACCACCCCACCUGCCAGUGUGACCGAGGGAUGCUGCGAUGGACCCUGCAUAAAAAGAUUGACCAGAAUCCCAGUAACAGCUCCGUCUUGGUCAGGAUCCUGGUGAAGGAGCUGGAAAGGGCAGAGCGAGGUGACUUCAGACAUUACAUCAUCCCCUUGCUGCACACACUGAUGUACACCUUGAUAAAGGCUCCUUCCAUCUCUGAUGAGCUCUGCAGCAGAGUGUACGAUUUCUGUAAGAAGCUGCUCACCCUGCCCAAGCCUUUCUGCACCAUUGGUUUGGACUAUGCUGUCAGGCUGAAGAUGGAAAGGACAGCACCAGGGAUGUUGUACCAAAGGAUGGUCAUUUCUGAGCAAAGUCUCAAAAGCGACCCGUACCCUUAUCAGGAAAAGAUUUUCAUCUUUGCCGAUCCAGAGCUGCUCUCUGAAGCCAUCUGCAAUGCGCUGGUCACCGACACGGAGGCAGCUCAGGUGUCCCAGAGUCCCCGGGUGUGCAUGUGCUACGUGAUCAUCCAUGCCAUGCAGGCAGCCCUGGGCGAGGACUGCAACGUCAGCGGCUUGAAGGCAAGCCUCCAGGAUAUGCCCACAAGCGAGGUGGAGCACUGGUUCCGGCAAGUGGUGGUGGCAGUCGAGUGUGCAGGGAGCGAGGCGAGCACAGACCGUGGCCAGCACACCGCGAGGCUGGAGAAGAUCUACCGUGCCGUGCUCAGCCCUCUGCAAGCAGGCGAUGCUCCUCUGGGAGGACUGCAGGGUACCCCUCUGCCCAACCCCAGCAUCAGCUUUCACCUCUGGACAGAAGACGACCAGCUCUGGAAGGAGUUGGUCCUGUUCAUCCGCCCGCUGGCACAGAGCUGUGAGCCUUACUGCCUAAGCCAGGACCUGGACAACUUCGAGAUCCAGGACAUCAUUUCGGACUGUGAGUGCUGUGAGCAGACCCGCUUCUCCGUGCUCUCCACUGACAGUGGCAUUGAACGCGACCUGCCCACGGCAAUCGAGGAGCCCUUUGUCCCUUGCAGCACUGAAACGGAGCAAUCCCGGCUCCACAGGAAGGGUGGCAUUAAAAAAAAGCUGUCGCCACUGGAGAGUGUGGCCUUCCUGCAGGCUGGCUGCAACGGUCCCGGGGCCAAGUCCCCAGUGAAGCUGCAGAGGAGACCGGGCAUCCCUCCGGAGCCUGCGGCCCCGCUCCAGCGGCUGCACACUGCCCGCAUCGUGGUGCUGGGGGACGACCGGAUCCUGGGGCGCCUGGCCCAAGCCUACCACUCUUUGAGGAAACGAGAAACACGUCGAGUUUUCCUGACUCCCAGGCUGAACCUGCAGUUCUACCACAUCCCAGUCGUGACGGGGCAGUCAAACCCCUCGGCUGUUUCGGACCACGCUGCCAGUGGCCAGGAGGAGCUCUGCGAGGUGGCCGGGUACCUGAGCAGAGCUGACCCAUGGUACGAGAGCAACAUCAACGCACUGUGCCACGUGAUUCCCAAGCUGGCCGCCAUGCCUUCCUCUCCGAGCAAACACCUUGUGACUGAUCUGUUCAUCACUGAUGUGAUUGCUUACUACGUUCGCAUGGGCAUCCAGCCCGUCUGCUUCCAGGUCUACGCGGUGAAGAUUUUCUUCAAUGACGUGGGGCAGGAGCCAGCCGAGGACGUGUUCCUCACGGAGCUGCGCACCCAAGUGCAGGAGAGCAUCUCCCACAGAGAGUUAAGCACGACCAAGAAGAAAGCGACCCUGGAUGGCCCUGGCAUAGAUCUCACAGUAACAUACACAAAGGUCGUGGUGAGCGAGCGGGCGAAGGAGCUGGCUAUGUCCCUGCGCUCCACAGGUCUGGUGAUGAAAGCCAUCCCUGCCAAUGAGGCUGAAGACGUGGUGUGUCUGAAUGUGAACAUCACUGAAAUCGUUAGGACCAACAACUUGUCAGGACGAUCGUUCUCAGCUGUGGCAAACAAGUUGAAAACACGCAAUAUCAAAAUCAGGAGCACAGAGCAGAGGCCCUUCACAGUGUGUCUGGACAAAGACAACAGAAAAGCCUACAGGAACGUGAUCAGCGUGGAAGUGUCUCCUUGCUUGGAGCCCAGCUACUGCUUGCAAAAGACAAGGACAACGAAAUUCAACCUGCAUGAAACUGAAGAUGUGGGGCUUGUGAAAUUCAUGCCCAAAUCUCUGCUGCUGCCUAUCAACACAUUUGCAGGCGUCAUCCAAUGA